Erigeron canadensis is the source of this 1035-nucleotide messenger RNA. Its product is annotated as bZIP transcription factor 60-like. The coding region runs from base 16 to 888 and encodes 290 amino acids. Gene Ontology annotation, molecular function: DNA-binding transcription factor activity. NCBI's taxonomy places the organism in Eukaryota, Viridiplantae, Streptophyta, Magnoliopsida, Asterales, Asteraceae. The transcript has 3 exons. The record is from RefSeq and is a predicted model, not a curated record. Gene Ontology annotation, biological process: regulation of DNA-templated transcription.
UAAUAUCUAAUUUAUAUGGAAUUUGAAGAACAAAUCGAUUGGAACAAUCUAUUAUCCUUCGAUGAUUUUGAUACAAACGAAAAUAUCUCCUCUAUAAUCCUUCCACAAAAUCAUAAUAAUUUUAAUUCUAAUGAUGAAUCGAUAUCUCCUCCGUUAUCUGUUGAUGAAAUAGAGCAGUUACUAUUUAACGACGAUAACGGAGGAGGAGACGAGUUGAAUUAUGAUAUUGAUGAUGGUUUUUUUAAUGAGAUUUUCGUUGAUUCCCCUCCGCCGGUAGAGCCCUCCGGUAGCGGCGGUGGCGAAGUUGUCAAUGUUUCCGAUGAUUCUGAAAACAAGAAUGUAACUGCUGUUAACGAUGAUCAUAAUGAUGAUGAUCCUCUCGCCAAAAAGCGUAAAAGGCAAUUGAGAAACAAAGAUGCGGCUCUAAAGUCUCGAGAGAGGAAAAAGAUGUAUGUAAAAGAUCUUGAGAUGAAAAGUAGGUACUAUGAAGGGGAAUGCAGGCGAUUGGGGUCUUUACUCCAAUGUGUCAUGGCAGAAAAUCAAGCACUGUGUUUUUCAUUGCAUAGUAUAAAUAGUAGUAAGGCAUUCAAUGCUUCCAUGACCAAGCAGGAGUCUGCUGUGCUCUUCUUGGAAUCCCUGCUGUUGGGUUCCCUGCUUUGGUUGAUGGGCAUAGUUUGUCAGCUGGUCGUCCUUCCAAGCCUGCACCAACAAACCCAACGGGUAACCGUGGUAGAAGAAAAUCUACCAAAUGUGGCUCUAAGGAAUGAGGGAAGUAAAAUGUCUUGGCAGACCCUUUUGGUGGGUAAACGAUUUAAAGCGUCACGCUCGAGAAUGAGACUGAAUCUGCAUUCUCUACGACUUGUAAGGGACACUCUAGCUGUUUUUUGAUAAAUUUUUUUUUUUUUUUUUAUGUUUCUUUUUUGUGAAUUGCUCUUUUCUUUCAACCCCGCCUUUAUAAAUAAGACGAUAGCGGCUGAGACUUUUCAGAAAACUUUGUACUAGUCUUUUGGUUAUGUAUGGUGGUUUUGUGUAGUA